CAGGACCUUGCCAGACCUGUCUCGCCAUGCCAGAGAUUGGGAACACCGAGCUCAGCUACAGUGGAACUUCCUGGGAAAGAAUCUGCCCAGUCCAUCACUGCCCCAUUCCUGCAUCCCCCAGGCUAGGGGGAGAGCACCUGCCCUCCUCCAGCCACACGCUUGGACCAAUUUCAACCCAGUCCAAUGGGCAGGUACCAUCCAGCUCCCAGGGCUCACAGCAGCCUCACCUGUAUUACUCCUGCAACCAGCAGGAGCCCGGAGGCAGCUACGGCCUGCCUCCACUCCCAGGGCAUGGCGAGAGGCCCAUGCUGUGUUCCCACCAUUCCAGCGGUGAUCCCACACCGGCUUCCCACCAUGACGUCUCGGAAACUCCCUGGAAACAGUGGUCCCCUGGCCAGCGACCCUCACGGCCAGUGCAGCAUCACAUUGUAACAGUCAGACAUGACAAAGCUUUCAGGAUGCCAAAAAGUUAUUCUCAAAUGAUCGCUGAAUGGCCCGUAGCUGUCCUGGCGCUGUGUUCAGUGACAGCUGUGGUUUGUACUUUAGCUGGCCUGCUUGUUGGAAAUUUGCCAGAUUUCUCAGAACCCUUAAUGGGUUUCGAGCCACGAGAUACUGACAUUGGCAGAAAGCUCAUUGUGUGGAAGAACGUAGAGAGCCAUACAGGCUACAAGAAGACCUUUUCCCUUUCUCCCUAUACUGAGAAGAACAGCUAUGAUGGCAUGGGCAUUAGCAGAGGACAGAAGGCUGUUCCAGGUGAACAGGAAGCGAGGACACGGAGAAUGGUGGAACACAUCUAUGGAGCAGAUGGUUUCUUUUGUGGUCCCCCAGAAAAGAGCUAUUCCCAGCUGGUAUUUAUGUCCACAACUGCUGGGAGCUUAUGGAACUUGCAAGCUAUUCAGUCCAUGUGUCAAAUUGAACAAGACAAGAUACGCUCACAUGUUCAUUUUAGAGACCUCUGUCAACGUACUGAGGCCAAUGAAUGCUGCCCAAGCUGGUCUCUGGGGAACUAUAUUGCUGUCCUGUACAAUAGGUCUUCUUGUUUGGAGAUAACCCAAGGAGACAUUUCCCAUACCCUGGCUCUCCUUCGUUCCUGCGCUCCAGACUACCACAAAGGUAUCCUUACUCCAUCUUGCAUAGGUCCUGAGACUGUGAGACAGAAACACUCUCAGUGUGCUAACGUCCCAGAAAAAUGUACCCGGUUCAAUGCUAUUUAUCAGCUGCUUCACUUCUUGGUCGACAGAGACUUUCUUAGUCCCCAGACAAUGGAGUACCAAGUGCCAUCUCUCAAAUACAGCCUGCUGUUUUUGCCUACAAGGAAAGGUGCAUCUAUGAUGGGGAUCUAUCUAGACAAUCUUGAAUCCUGGGAUCUGUUUGAUAAUUAUACAUCUAUUACUGGAAUGGACCUGGGCCUUAAACAGAAACUAUUCCAGCAUUAUCUUUUACUGGAUACUAAGUAUCCAGUCCUGGCAAUAUUAGCCAUUUUUCUAAGCAUUUCUUUUUACUUGCGCUCGGUCUUUAUUACAUUUAUGGUCCUGCUCGCUGUUGUCAGUUCUUUGAUGAUCUCCUAUUUCUUGUACAAGGUGGCCUUCAGAUUCACCUACUUCCCUUUUGUAAACCUGACAGCAAUUGUAAUCCUCAGCAGCAUCUGUGCCAAUCAUACCUUUGUCUUUUUUGACCUCUGGAACCUCAGCAAGAGCCAGAACCCUUCUGCUGGGCUUCCUCAGUGGGUGAGUCAAACCAUGCACCAUUUUGCAUAUCUAAUGCUGGCAUCUUGCUUCACAACAGGUGCUGCUUUCUAUGCCAGCUACAUUAGCAAUAUAAUAGCCAUCCGCUGCUUUGCUGUCUACAUGGGCACCUCUGUACUGGUGAACCUGGUAUUCAUGAUGACUUGGCUUCCUUCUUCUGCUGUCCUGUACGAGCGCUACAUAGCAACAAACUGCAUUUACAAGCCGGAAGACUACUGGAACAACACUGGCCAUAAGAGAGUUAUUGUCUCCCUCCAUUACAUUCUCAGGGGUCUCCAGAACACAUUGUGUGAAACCUCCAAGCUGUUAUUUGAGAAGCUUCUGCCUUGCGGGGUCAUAAAGUUUCGGUACAUCUGGAUCUGCUGGUUUGCAGCCUUAGCAAUAGGAGGUGCCUACAUUUCCUGUUCCAACCCUAAGCUCAAACUGCCUACUCUUGAGACAUCAUCUGUUCAGGUGUUUAGAUUGAGCCAUCCUUUUGAGAGGUACGAUUCCGAGUACUGUCACCAAUUCAUGUUUGAGAGGCUGGAGCACGGAGAAGGACAGCGUAUGCCUGUCACAAUAGUAUGGGGCAUUCUGCCUGUGGAUAAUGGGGAUCAUUUCAAUCCAAAAAGCAAUGGCACCCUAGUGACAGAUAUCACCUUUACAAUCCAAAAUCCCGAUGCCCAGAAGUGGCUCCUCGAAUUCUGCCAGAAAGUGAAGAACAAAACGUUCUAUUACCCCGAUGCUGAGCAGAAAUCUACCGUGUGCUUCAUGGAGGAGUUUCUCAGGUGGAUGGACAGUCGCCAAUGCUCCCAACGAGACCACAGCUUCAACCUCUGUUGUAACCAGUUCUCUUUCCCGUACGGAAGCGACGUUUUCCUACACUGCAUCAAAAUGAUGCUCCUGGAACAAGGUAGGGAAGGGGCUGAAACAUAUGAUCUGGGUCUCAGGUUUGACGGAGAGGGAAAUCUUGCUGCCUUAGUGCUACAGUUUCAAACUAUUUAUCACUACAGCUUCAAUUACAGCAAAGCCAAACAUUUCUACGAGGAAAUCAACCUCUGGAUAACAGAGGAAAUGAAAACUGCCCCCGUGGGGCUUCAAAACGGAUGGUUUACCAGUAAACUAGAGCUAUACAAUCUUCAGCACAGUCUUAGCACAGAAACGAUGGUGGUCAUGGGGCUCUCCAUAGCCAUUUCCUUUGUAGUGCUGCUGCUCACCACUUGGAACGUUCUCCUUAGCGUUUUCUCCGUUACUGCUAUUGCAGGCACCGUCCUGGUAACUGUUGGCCUUUUGGUCCUCUUGGAAUGGCAGCUCAAUGCAGUGGAAUCUCUCUUCAUUUCAGCUGCAGUAGGUCUCUCCGUUGACUUUACCGUGAACUACUGCAUCUCCUACCAUUUGUGCCCCCAUUCUGAUCGCCUAAGCCGAGUGGCCUUUUCCCUGAAGCAGAUGAGCUGUGCCACAGCCAUGGCAGCUUCUGCUCUGUUCUCUGCAGGGGUCAUCAUGUUGCCGGCUACCGUCCUGGCGUAUAGGAAGCUGGGGAUAUUCAUAAUGAUGAUCAAGUGUAUCAGCUGUGGGUUUGCCAGCUUCUUCUUCCAGUCACUGUGCUGCUUCUUUGGCCCAGAGAAGAACUGCGGGCAGAUCCUUUGGCCUUGUGCCCACACCAUGAAAGACUAUUCUGAUGACUCUGGGCUGAAUGGAAGCUUUGCCUGUGGGGGAAGUGAGAAGCAAAACAGACUGCGUAAGGUCCAGGAGUCCAACACUGCAAAUGAGCAAUAUGAGCUCCAGCCCUUGUCCAGAAAACUCAGUGACAGUUUUGACAACAGCACUUCCACAAGCAAGUUGUCCAAUCGGCCAUCAGUACUGUCUGAAGACACACAACUGGAAGACAACAGAUGCCCCAGAACAGGAAUGCACCCUUCUCUUGAAAGAGAAAGACAGAAUCUGCAGGAGACUCUUGGAGACCAGCAGGUUGGUCUGUGUCAGUGCCCUGCCUUACAGACGUCUUCUCCAUACAAGCACAGCAGCUCAGGAGCAGAAAUUCAAAGGGAGAGGCUCUGUAGAGAUUGUCAAUGUCAAAAGUACGGUCCAAAAGCUUGGGACGAGUCUGUGCUGGACCACAUCCAACUGGCUGGUGUGAAAGAUGACGGGCAGCUCAAUAAAUCACAGUGCUCUAGUGACACUGCCCAGCAGCAGUCAGAUUAUACCUCAGACAACAGUCAUCUUCCUGCUGCUGACAUCUACAAAAUUCACAGAUGCCUUUGUUCUCUUGGCAGCUCUUUUGACAUGCUCAACAUCUCCAGUGAGACGUCAAUUAGUGAUUUUGAGCAAGGCCUAAAACUUGCUGAAUCAGCCAGUUCUUGUCCAGAUGUUUUAGAGCUGUCAGAUUCAUACAGUCAAACAGAAAGAGGUUACUUGAACGGGAAGAGAGAUACCCUGCGGCUGGACCUGAGGGAGACUGUGUUUGAUAUCUCGCCAGUAGCAUCACAGCAAAACAGCUCCUCAUGGAAAAAUCGAUUUGGAUUAGGGAGUGAAGAUCCAGUUGUGUUACCAAACAGCCAACCAGAUAUGCCUGAUGUUUGGAUCAAACGAUCUAGUGCACAAAAUGCUGGUUACAGCAGUUGAAAUUUUGCAGGAAACAAACCGUACUGCUUGGGAAAGGAGAAAGGCAAAAUCUCCUCUGAACUGUAAAUAUCACAUCUUUCCUCCCAUUUCUCCUAGAGCUGAGACUAUUUCUUAGCCGUGCAAACACCUGUGUUUUCACAGAACCAGCAAAUCCAAUACUAGUGAGGGGAUCAAUCUUAAUGCAGUACAAGCUCUUUGACCUUCCAGUGUCCUGUUCCACAUACUCAGCUGUACUGCAGAGCUUAUCAAGUAAACAUUCUCUGUCAUUUCCUACAGGGUGAUUAGAUUUUGUUUUCUUGUCAGACCCAUACAGGAGAGAAAUACUGAGAGAUGAGUCUCUCCAGAUAUUUAAAGACAGAGAAGUCAUA
Messenger RNA from Struthio camelus australis, 4714 nucleotides. The record is from RefSeq and is a predicted model, not a curated record. NCBI's taxonomy places the organism in Eukaryota, Metazoa, Chordata, Aves, Struthioniformes, Struthionidae.